CCCUUUCUUCGUGCACUCUUCCCCUUGCGCCCUGUGUCCGCUGCCGAUGACUGAAAAUUGCAGACGGGAAAACCGUGUUUGCAUCUAAAUUUAGUUGUACGCACUUGGUUUUUGUUAAAAGUUGCUCGUGUUUUUCGUGAAUUUCUUUCCGUAUCGCGAUUCAGGCGUUUCAAUCAAAGACUUUUUUUUUGUCUCGUCGUUUCGUCGUUCAUCAACUUACGUUUCAAUAAUAAUAACCAUUAUAAUAACAUCAAUCGACUAAGAAUAUCGUGUAAAAAGACGUGCUUCGUCUUGUGUAACGUUGUCAAUUCUUCGAUAUACAGAUUAUUAUAAUACAUUCAUAUAUCCAAACUGUCAUAUACAUGUAUUUCGUUUUGCGAUCAAGACUCGACACAUUUUUGGAUUAACCCGACUUUUUUCCACUCCCCGCACGUCCCCCUUCCACCUUUUGCCUUCGCGGCUUUAAACAACGAAAUCUGGAUUUAGUGACGAGAUUGACGAAAAAAAUAAUCAAGAUUCGUGAUCUAUGAGCGCCAAGGGCCAAGACGACCCUGGAGAAGAUCUUGAUUCCAGGGUAGGAGCUGAGAGCCCUUGCAGCGACAUGAAGAGAGCGGCAACGCAAGUGAAGAAAUUGAUUGAGCGUUAUUUUUAUCAGUUGAUCGAUGGCUGUGGCAAUCCACAAUGUGACAAUCAACAUUGCGCAUCAAGCGGAAUGCUAACGAAUUUGACACCAAACGAAGCGGCUGUACAGGCGUUACAAUUGUUCACGCAAGAGGCGCGUUUGUGUGACCGUACACAACCGAGCAAAGUAGCGCGGACUUCGAAGGAGGCAGGAGCGGGAUCUCUGACGAAGCCACGAUUACCUGUUAAGAGUAUGAAUCCGACCUGUUCCAUCGAAGGAAAACCUGUACCGUAUCUGACCGAGGCGAAGCUCCUCGAAAUAAUCGGCCUAUGUAAAUCCGAAGGAUCUUAUUCGCUCCUGAUACGCACACUCGGCGAAGUUUUUUCGUCAGCAGAGGCGCUAAGCCGGAGUUUUCAAAAAGUUGAGAAGGAUGAUUCACCGCUCGUCGCUCUGUUCGAGCGAGCUCCAGUCGAUUUUCUCAGUACACCAGGUGAUCUCAACAAAGAAGCAAUAAGAUCCCUCCAGGGUGAAGACAAAGAGGAAGAUAGCAGCGACCCAACGCCCACGGUCCCUCACCCUGACGACACCAGCGUCGAUCUUCCCGCCGUAAGAAGAGCUUUCGCAGCGCUUUGGUCGCUUCCUGGUGAAGCUUUCGAGUCUGCGCUAGUCCACGCUUUGGUGACCCUGGCCGAUAACAUUGAAUUGGAUCUGAGGGUAUUCGGUAUAGUGCCUUCCGACAGCACAGACAGUCUUUUGAACGUGUUUCUAAUUGUGUUCGAGAUACCGGUGUUGGGCACCGGUGAAUAUCUCGAAUUCGCUCUGCACAUGCUGUGUAAAGCGGCCAGCUGUUUGCCAGUCCCGGCUCAAGCGAGGCUAGCUCGAGUUUGGGCAAGACAUUGCAAAACGCGGUUGCCGAGUCUCUUGCAAGCUCUUCAGGAACUUAUCACAGUCAAGGUAAUCGGAGGCUCCUUCACCCGAGAUUAUUGCGUCCAAGAUGCCGACACGAUUACCGCACCAACCAAGGUCAUGAAGAUUAUUUAUUACGCGAGUAUGCUCGCGGGGGAGUUGGACCCACCGGAAGCAUGCCGCGACGAAGAAACCAUCGAUCCGACCGGAAUCGACAAAACGGGACAACGGACUACACAAUCAACACUCAUUUUUCAGGAUCCUCUCGCGACUGAACUGGGUAUAAGUUCGUUGGAUGCGCGGAAGCCUUUGAUAAAUUUUGGGGACUUCUACAACGAGCUACUGAGUGACAGCGUUGAGAUGGACAAAGAUUUCGCCUACUACAAAAGCGAGCAGCCAAAGAAAUUUAGCUUCAUGAAUUACGCUUUUAUUUUAACGACCGCAACGAAAACGCUUGGGCUUUAUUACGACAAUCGAAUACGCAUGUACAGUGAAAGGAGAAUAAGCGUUUUUCAAACAAUGGUCGGACAACCUACCAAUCCAUAUCUCAGGCUAGAAGUUCGAAGAGAUUUUUUGAUAGACGAUGCUCUAGUGGAAUUAGAAAUGGUCGCCAUGGAAAAUCCGACCGAUUUAAAAAAACAAUUAGUCGUCGAAUUCGAGGGCGAACAGGGAGUGGACGAGGGUGGUGUUUCGAAGGAAUUUUUCCAACUCGUCGUCGAAGAAAUAUUCAAUCCUGAUUAUGGAAUGUUCACGACACAGGAAGAGACGAAAACUACGUGGUUCAAUCCAACGUCAUUCGAGAGUGACGCACAGUUUACGUUGAUUGGAAUAGUACUGGGUCUAGCGAUUUACAAUAACGUUAUACUCGACGUACGCUUCCCGAUGGUUGUAUACAGAAAAUUGUUAGGCCGUAAAGGGGGUUUCGCCGAUCUCGAAGACUGGAGUCCAACGCUGUAUCGGAGCCUUACCGAAAUGCUAAAUUACACCGGUGACGACAUGGCUGAAACGUUUAUGCAAACGUUUAGGGUCGGUUACAAAGAUGUAUUCGGAACGGUGCUAUUUCAUGAGCUCCGGGAAAACGGUGAUGAGAUUUAUGUUAAUCAAGAAAACAAAGAAGAAUUCGCUGAGCUUUAUGCCGAUUUUUUGCUCAACGGUUCAGUCGAGCGACAGUUCAAAGCUUUCAGGAGAGGUUUCCAAAUGGUUACGGACGAGAGUCCCCUCGCACUCUUGUUCAGGCCUGAAGAGAUUGAGCAACUCGUUUGCGGUAGCAAAGUAUUUGAUUUCGCGGAAUUAGAAGCUGCGACCGAGUACGACGGCUACACCGUAGAAAGUGCGGCGGUCAAGAACUUUUGGCGAGUCGCCCACGCCCUGCCGCUCGAAAGUCAACGGAGACUUUUGCAAUUCACUACUGGCAGCGAUCGCGUCCCCGUUGGUGGAUUAUCACGGCUCAAAAUGGUCAUAUCACGACACGGUCCUGAUUCCGACAGAUUACCGAUAGCUCACACAUGUUUCAACACGCUUCUAUUGCCGGAUUACGGAACGAUAGAAAAGCUACAAGAUCGUCUUUUGAAAGCGAUUAAUUAUUCAAUGGGUUUUGGCAUGUUGUGAACACAAAGUGAGAAAAAAAGCUUGGAACGCAAGAAAAAAACCGUACGAUUUAGGGAAUGUGAGGCGAGUACGUGCCGUAUCGCCACAUUCCGAUUCACCCGAUCCUAUUUAUUUUUUAAGUAAUUGAACUUUGCGCGACCGAAGGCGCGUAGCGAGUGCAAAUUUUAUGAAUAAUGAGCGAAAAAAAUGAAAACAAAAUCACGAUACGAAGCAUCAUGUGAAAUGAGUGAAAUGAGCUCAUUGAUUGCCGCAAAAGUACAAGAAACACUUCGUUAAAGUGACUUUUGACUGAUACGCGAAAAAAAAAUAGUCAUCCUUUUUCCUCUCCUUCUCUCUUUUUUUUUCUCAGCCUACUCUGCGAGUCGCCGACGAAUUUUGUGUCGCUCGCAAACAAAGCUUCGAGAUCAGUGUACAAAUAAAGAAUUUUCAAAAUGUU
Venturia canescens is the source of this 3572-nucleotide messenger RNA. It is a transcript of the gene Ube3a, whose product is annotated as ubiquitin protein ligase E3A. Gene Ontology annotation, biological process: protein polyubiquitination; ubiquitin-dependent protein catabolic process. The record is from RefSeq and is a predicted model, not a curated record. The transcript has 12 exons. Gene Ontology annotation, molecular function: ubiquitin protein ligase activity. The coding region runs from base 527 to 3136 and encodes 869 amino acids. Lineage: Eukaryota; Metazoa; Arthropoda; Insecta; Hymenoptera; Ichneumonidae.